CAAAAGCCCCCAACUUCCCGCAAAGUAUAAUAAACAGAAAUAACCGGGGAACGAAAAAAGAUUCCAAAAAAAUUAUCAAACAUAAAGAUAUAUUUUUUAUAACGAUGAAUGUCGGUGGAGCCGGCGGCGUAGAGUCCGACUCAUCGGCUUCCUCCGUCGUAACGCAAUGGGUUUUCACGGCGACCCAGCGUUACCAACACCUCCUUGAUAAAUCCACCCCGCAUGUGCUCAAUCGGUGGCUUUUUCUUGGGGCGAUCGCCUUCAUUUACGCCUUGCGCGUCUACUUUGUUCAGGGAUUCUACAUCAUCACCUAUGGACUCGGCAUCUACAUCUUGCAGCUUUUGAUCGCUUUCCUUUCCCCCCAGGUGGAUCCCGAGAUUAACGAAUUGCUUUCCACCGACGAUGGGCCCUCUUUGCCUACCCGCGGCUCCGACGAGUUCCGACCCUUCGUUCGUCGCCUGCCCGAAUUCAAAUUUUGGCAUUCGCUCACAAAAGCCUUCUUUAUUGCUUUUGUGUUGACAUUCUUCAGCGCAUUCGAUGUUCCUGUCUUUUGGCCGAUUUUAUUGUUCUAUUGGUUGGUGCUUUUUGUUUCAACAAUGAAAAGGCAGAUAAUGCACAUGGUUAAAUACAAAUAUGUUCCAUUCACCUUUGGCAAGCAGCGUUACAAUGGGAAGAAAGCUGUUUCCUCAGAUGACACUAGCGUUUCCAAAUCCUAAGCUUUUAAGGUAAUGCAAAGGAGAUGCCCGAUGUAUUAGGUUUUAUUAGGGGAGGGUAGAAUCUCCCGAAUAGCUUCCUGGUUUUUUCUUAAAGAACCUAUGUACCUCAUUUUUUGCUGUCAGGGACAGUAGUAGUUUCGUGGUGCCCUGUCUUGGUACUCUAUGUUCGAGAACACUACACUUUUAACAGAUAGCCUUCAUUUACAUGCCACUGUAAAUGCUGAAAUUUUAAGCCUUUCCAUGUGUUGUAAUAUUUCGAGAUGCCUAAUGAAAAUUAAAGUAAUCCUUGCAUUCCACUUAGCAAUACUCCACAUUCCACUUUUUCCACUGUCCUCAACAGGACAACGUCAGGUCAGUCUUUCCAUCCUCACUUUUGGCUGUUGAUGUUGUUUUAUCUCCGAGCCAACUCCUUGAUUUUUAUUUGCUCCCUGACAAUUCCUUCAAGAUGGAACUCUUUAUUAUUUUACUGUUGUCUGGUAGAGCUAUGCAAUGAUGAGUUUUUUUAUAAAUCUUUUUCCUUUUCCGGUGGAAGUCUGUUAACCUAAUAUGUUUAUUGCUUUUUAGGCAUAUGGUUUAAGGAAAAAAGAUGGAUGUUAGAUUAGAAGUAUGCACGACGUUAUAGAGGUAUUGUACAUCCCCUAUGACAAGUCUAGUUGAAACUACUAACCCAAAGGAUAAGGCAAGAUGGUAGAAUACUUGAUAAUUGGGGGGGGACUAGAAGGGCCAGCCCUUGGCUGUCCUCUUUGAAAGUGUCAAUAUACCCUGUUGCCCAACAAUUGUGAGAUGUCAAGUUUUCAUACCUGCUUCCCAUGGGGCUUUGUCAUCUACACUUAGCUGAAAGUAUGUCUUAGUACUAAGUAUACCUUCUGUCUCUACUGUCAUCAAGUGGGUUCUGCAGUGAGAAUGAUUCACUUCUGCCUUUUUAGUUAUUUAUUGCAUCAUUUCUGGAACUUGAAUUUCUUAUAACGACGAAAACUGCAAGUUCAGAGAAUGGAAAACAAAUAAAUGGAAUCAAGUUUGCUCUUCAGUCUUCACUGUUAUUACUUAUUAGUACUACUCCUACAUAUAAGCUUCGAAUACUUCUUCCUUUCUCCAUUUGCUACUUGGCUGUGUAGGAUUAGCGGUUUUCCGGAUACAGAUAUUUAUAGUUGGGUCGAUUAUUAGAACAGGAUCAUCUUCAGAUAACACUGUCCAGUGCACAUAUAAAAUGGAUGCUCAACUUUUUGAUAGAAGUAG
Molecule: messenger RNA, 1952 nt
Organism: Oldenlandia corymbosa var. corymbosa
Lineage: Eukaryota; Viridiplantae; Streptophyta; Magnoliopsida; Gentianales; Rubiaceae
Source: the annotation of a GenBank genome assembly